Messenger RNA from Rotaria sp. Silwood1, 2511 nucleotides. The record is from the annotation of a GenBank genome assembly. NCBI's taxonomy places the organism in Eukaryota, Metazoa, Rotifera, Eurotatoria, Philodinida, Philodinidae.
AUGUCUCGUGUAAUCAUCAAAAACUUGCCAAAACAAGUAAAAGAAGAACAAAUUCGAAAACAUUUCGAACCAUUCGGAUCGAUAACUGAUCUACAAUUAAAAUAUACCAAAGAUGGUAUUUUUCGUCGUUUUGCAUUUGUUGGAUUUAUAAAUGAAGAACAAGCUCAACGUGCAAUUGAAAAAUUAAAUAAAUCUUAUAUUGGUACAUCAAAAAUAAUUGUUGAACAAUGUUUUGAUUUAAAUGAUAAUAAUCGUCCGAGACCAUGGAGUAAAUAUUCUUCUCAACAAAAUCAUGAAACAGAAAAAAAAUCUCUAGAAACAACUAAAACAAAAACAAAAAAAAACAAAGGCAAUAAUCAAUUAGUUGAUGCAAUACUUGGUGAUCUUAAAUAUGAUGAAAAAUUUAAAGAAUUUGUUAAAAAUGUUGAUUCAAUGAAAACAAGUGAACAAAUCAUAUGGAAUGAUUCAAUGAAAAAUACUGAAGAUAAUAAAAAGAAAUCAUCUAAAUCAAUUGAUAAUCAACCAAUUUCAUCUUUUUCGCCGUCUUCCCUGCCGGUCGAAAAAGAAAAAUCUAAAAAACCUCGUUAUUUAAUUAAAAUUCAUGGUAUUCCAUAUACAUCAAAAGAACGUGAUAUUCGUCAAUUUUUUUCUCCAAUAUCAAUUGUUCGUUGUCGUUUAAUUCAUAAUCGUAAAACAAAUUCUUUAACAGGAACUUGUUGGAUAGAACUUGAAAAUGAAAAUGAUAUGAAUAAAGCAAUGCUUAAACAAAAAACUGUAUUAACAAUAAAAAAAACUGGUGAAAAUCGUUAUUUAGAAUUAACAUCAUAUAUUAAAAAUAAAGAUUUAUUAAAUAAAUUAACAAAUGAUAAUAAUAAAAAACAAAAUAAAAUUUAUCAACCUAUUAAUGAAUCAAUUGGUGAAACAGGUGAAUUAUUUGUAAGAAAUCUUUCAUAUAGAACAACUGAACAAGAUUUAGAAAAACUUUUUAAUCCAUUUGGACAAAUAACAAAUAUUAAUAUGCCUAUUGAUAAUUUAACAAAACAACCAAAAGGUUUUGCUCAUAUUACAUUUAUGUUUCCUGAACAUGCAUUAAAAGCUUUUAAUGAACUUGAUGGACAUGCUUUUCAAGGUCGUUUAUUACAUAUUUUACCAGGAAAAACACAACAACAACAAGAUUCAUCAGAAUCCAAUAAAAACCAAACACCAACAGCAAUAGCAACAUCAUCCGAACAAAAUUGGAAUACAUUAUUUCUUUCUUCAAAUGCCAUAACUGAAAUUAUGGCUGAACGAUAUGGUCUUGAUAAAUCAUCUAUUGCUAAUUCAACAAAAAAAAAUGAUAGUUUAGCUGUACGAUUAGCUGUUGGUGAAACACAAAUCAUACAUGAAACUCGACAAUUUUUAAUUGAUAAUGGUGUUAAAUUAGAUUCAUUUAGUCAAGCAUUAUCAACAACAAAACGAAGUAAAAAAAUAAUAUUAGUAAAAAAUUUACCAAUUAAAACCCAUGAACAAGAUUUAAGAAUUUUAUUUGAAAAAUAUGGUAAAUUAGAAAAAAUUAUUUUACCACCUUAUGGACAUUGUGCAUUAAUUGUAUUUGAAUAUCCACAAGAAGCACGACAAGCAUUUAAACAAUUAUCAUUUCGAAAAUUUAAAGAUAAUACACCAUUAUAUUUAGAAUGGGCACCUGGAAAUGUUUUGUCAGAACAAAUUAAACAAGAAGAAAAACAAACUGAAUCACUCGUCGAAGAAAAAGAAAUAGAUAAACAAGAAGAAGCAACAAUUGAAGAAGAAACAUGUACAUUAUUUGUAAAAAAUCUUAAUUUUGAUACAACUGAUGAAGAUUUAGAAAAGCAUUUUUCUUCUAUUGGUCCAUGUCGAGCUUAUGUAGCAAAAAAAAAAGAUCCAAAACAUUCAGGUCAAUUAUUAUCAAUGGGCUAUGGUUUUAUUGAAUUUUCAUCAAUGAAAUUACUUAAUGAAGCUCUUAAACAAUUACAACAUUCACAACUUCAAGAUCAUCAAUUAGAACUUAAACGAUCAGAACGUACAAUGAAAUCAAAUCAACAAAUAAAAUCUAAUAAACGUAAACGUCAAUUAGAAAAAGAACAACAUACAAGUAAAAUUUUAGUUAAAAAUAUUCCAUUUCAAGCUAAUAUAAAAGAAAUACGUGAAUUAUUUCGUGUAUUUGGUGAAUUGAAAUUUGUUCGUAUGCCAAAAAAAAUCGAUGAUGAACAUCAUCGUGGAUUUGGUUUUGUUGAUUUUGUUAGUAAAAAUGAUGCAAAAAAUGCAUUUGAAGCAUUAUGUCAUAGUACACAUUUGUAUGGACGACGUCUUGUACUUGAGUGGGCUGAUGAAGAAAAUGAUACAAUUGAAGGAUUACGAAAGAAAACUGCAACAGAAUUUGAUCUUAGUUCAAGUAGUAAACGCUUAAAACGAACAGAAUUACUUGGUGAACUACGUAAAAUGGGUGGAAAUGAUCAAAUAUCCGAAAAGAAAACUACUGAAGAAGAUGAAUAA